GUCAUAAUGUGGUUUUUGCCCGCGAAAUGUCGGGCGAAAUAACCCAUCACCAGAUAACGAAAACCAACGUUGGACUUUCAGAGAGAGAGAGAGAGAUAUUUAAAAGGAGCGGCGAAGUAGGGAAUUGGGUCCGAAUACAACGGAGUUCGUGUGCGUUGUCUCUUCGGUUUCUAUCUGGAAUUCGGAGGUGUUUGGUGGUUGGAUUUUCAGAAAUCAGAUAGAUAGAGAGAGAGACAGAGACAGUCUGAGGAAUCUGAGUUCCUUUGUCGGAACGACGAUUCCUCGUUCAUUCAUGCCGGACUUUUAUUCAACCUUCUUCAUAAUCCUCAGUUUUGACGUUGAUGAAUCUGAUAACGACGAGAACCGAUCAGCGCAGUGGUUUAAAUGCAUGUCUUUUGAUGCCAAAUUCCAACAAACAUUUUCCUCUCCAUCACCUAAUCGAUCUCCGUCUAGGCGCGCGUCUACAUAACAUCCUUUCUUUCUUUCUUUCUUUCUUUCUUUCACGUUUCCUUGUUUUAUUUUCAUCUAUUGUUCCAUCUGCAUGUGUUUAUACUUUAAUUAUAUGAUUAUAUAUUUUCCAAAUUUGGUAUUUCAUUAGUCGAGGAUUUUUUUUAUUUUAUUAUUUGUUACUUUGAUUUUCACAUGACUUGCAUUUAGUGUUCCUUUAAUGGUUUUCAUGGCACAUUGCAAAUACUUAGCCUUAUUACUACAUCAUAAAGUCCAAGUACUGCUCAUUUUUUACUAAUAUAUACUGGUUCUUCAUAAAAAAAUGUAAUGUUGGUUUUUGGUUGAAUUUCUCAUGUUUCACAUUUACUAGAUUAUUUUUUUUCUACAUAAUGAUAUUCUGCAGAUGGCUUGAAAAAUCCAUAGUUUGCAUGUUUAUGAUUGUCUGGCCUGUUUGAAUCCUAACUGGGAAGAAGUUAUUGAAUUCUGCAUUCACCUUUCCUACAUACAUUUUUUUUUCCAUCUGUAAACUGCUGAUUGAUUUUUUAAAUGGAUUUGGAAAGAUGAAGCUUGCUCCAAUUUAAAUUUGGCCAAGUCUCCUGCAUUCUUUUUGUUGACAAUUUACUUAAUCAGUGUUGCUGGAAUGCACAGUAGGUUUUUUGUUUCACAUGGAGGUUAUUAUAUCUGCUGUGCCUGAUUAAUCAUUGAAGUUGGCACCUUAUAUGAAUUUGUUGUAAGUGGGGUUUGUAAAACAUAGUUGUCACAAUGGGUGGCUGUGCCUCAAAACCAAAUAUAAGUGUAAAUACGCCGAGGAAGUAUUUUCGUAGACGCAGAAAAGGCCACAGAAAGAUUUCCACUUCUAUUUCUGAUAUACCUAUUAAAGGGAUUGACGAUGCUGGAAAUCAUGUAAGCGACUUUGCUGUUAGUGAGUUUGUUCAUCUUGAUUUUGAGAAGGGUGCUGCAACAACCUGCAAGAGAUCUGAAGUUUCUAACAGGACAUUUCAUCUCACCCAGCUACAAUGGAACCAUAGUCAAAUCGAUGCAAAUGGAAUAUGCCAAGAAGAAGCAUGGUUUGACUCGGUUAGUAUUCUGGAAUCUGAUUCAGAUGAUGACUUUAGUAGUGUAUAUGGAGAUUGUUUUCCUUCAGUAGGUAAUGCAGCACAAUUGCUCCAGUACGAAAGUGCAUCCUGCUUUGUAGAUAGUGGGUGUAAGUAUGAGGGAUUUUAUGGAAGUUACCUGAAAAUAGACGGGGGUGCACAAAACUCAGGGGAGAAAACACAAGAAAACAAUGUGAAGUCUUGCUUACCUGGUUUGCUUCCUUCAGUCAGUUUCAAUGACAAGGGUCAACAUUUGUCAAGUCCCCCUCCACAAAGAAAGCAAUCUGCAGUUAUCAUGUAUUCUUAUAAGAGGAAAUCUGUUGAUGGAAAUGAAAAGACUGAAUACUGUUCAUCUGAGAAACUUCUGUAUCGUCCCAGAGGUGGAUUGCAGAUUCCAUGUUCAUCAGGAGAGAAGCCGACUCCAGGAUGCUGGUUUGCUGUCUCGCCUUCAGUUUUUAAGCUCCGUGGAGAGAAUUAUUUUAGAGAUAAACAGAAGCUCCCUGCCCCAGACUGCAGUGCAUACGUACCAAUUGGAGUUGACUUAUUUGUCUGCCCACGUAAGAUAAAUCACAUUGCUCAACACCUUGAACUUCCUUCUGUGAAGGCACAUGAGAAAGUACCUACGAUCUUGAUUAUCAAUAUACAGCUGCCUAUUUAUCCUGCUACAAUGUUCCUUGGUGAAAACGAUGGGGAAGGCAUGAGCCUCGUGUUGUACUUCAAACUAUCUGAUCAUUUUGACAAAGAGAUCUCUCCUAGUUUUCAGGACAGUAUAAAGAGACUUGUUGAGGAUGAGAUGGAAAAGGUUAAAGGGUUUGCAAAGGAGUCCCUGGUUCCUUUUAGGGAAAGGCUAAAAAUUUUGGCUGGGGUGGUCAAUCCAGAGGACCUCCAAUUGAGUUCCACUGAAAGGAAGCUUAUACAUGCUUAUAAUGAUAAGCCCGUACUGUCACGACCUCAACACAAUUUCUUUAAGGGACCCAAUUACUUUGAAAUUGACCUAGAUAUACAUCGAUUUAGCUACAUAUCCAGGAAAGGACUCGAAUCGUUCCGAGACCGUUUGAAGUAUGGCAUACUUGAUGUUGGCCUAACUAUCCAGGCACAAAAGCCAGAGGAACUGCCGGAGCAAGUCCUGUGUUGUGUGUGCCUGAACAAGAUUGAUUUGGUUAAUCAUAGUCAAAUACCCACAAUUGUAACUUUGAAAGAUGAUCGAUUUGGACAAACACCUGUGGAUUAAUGCAUUUAUAGCCAAGAAUUCCGGCAGCGGAAUAAUCAAGAACCAUAUUUUGUAAAAGUUGGUUCAACCAUGGCCUUUUUAAAUGAAAGAAAAAAGGGAACAAGUAAAACUGAAAAAAAUUCCUUAUUUUUUGGAUGCAGAAAUGAAUUUAUCUAAUAAUACUA
Corylus avellana is the source of this 2936-nucleotide messenger RNA. Its product is annotated as beta-hexosaminidase (DUF1336). NCBI's taxonomy places the organism in Eukaryota, Viridiplantae, Streptophyta, Magnoliopsida, Fagales, Betulaceae. The record is from RefSeq and is a predicted model, not a curated record.